AUACUCCGAAAACCCGCUUGGAUUCUUUUUAAUCAUUCCUAAUUCUGUCCUCGUUUUUCAUCUUUACUAGGUAACUUCACUCAUAUUUUGUACAUUAUCUUACCAGCUGUGGAGCCCUUAUACUGCUCAUCGUUAUGAAUCGCGUCUGAGGCGCCGCUUGGUCCGCAUUGCCACCUUCUCCCGGCUAUUUCUGGGCAACGGCGUCUUGUUGAAGUGCAGAGCUUAGUCUAAAUAGACUCGCGACUGUGCCUUGGAACAGAGAGUCGUCCUCCGAACAUUCAUAACUGCAUUGCUGGACUGGGGAGCAAUUUGCGGCACCGCCAUGGAUACAUUACGAACUUUAGUUUGCAACGCACCCGACUGGGUUAAGCGACUUGAUGAGCUCAAUGGGCAAAUCGAACAACGCCAGCUGGAUUUGGCGAACCUAGCCAAGGCUGAAGGCCAGAAGCCUGGCUCCCCUACUCGUUCCCUUAGGAAUAAGGGUUCGACAGAGUCACUUAAGCCCAAAGACGACGGCGAGGCUUUCCCAACACCCGAAGCGCCUCGCGGCUUGUCAGCCACUCCGGCGCGAAAUUCUCUAAGCCAGCAGCGGCAGAAAUCACAAGUACAAGAACCAUCAACGGCAGAUCGUUCGAACCCGGAUAGCGACCCGAAGACACCUUCAUCGAUCCGACGACAGACAGAAGAAGUAGCUGCGACGGCGCAAAGGCGCGCCCGUGCGGUGCUCCGAAAAAAACAGAAGACCGACUCGAUGGUCAGUGCUGAAGGUCCGGUACCUACCUACAGGAGCAGGAGUAUGAUCAUAGUUUAUUAUGACAGUUUCGUGCAGUCAUUUUUUGAAGAGCUUGUCAAAUUUGUAUCGGCCCAGAGAAAUCAGAUGCGCAAAGCGAAGAUGGCAGCCAAGGUUGCAGAAAUCAAACGACUGGCGGAACUCGAAAUGCCGGACGAUGACGACGACGACGAUGACGACGACGACGAAACACUGCAGCCAGGCGAUGCGCUUAUCGCGGCAGACCCAAAAAUCUCCGCCAAAUGCCAGAGGAAUUAUGAAGCAGAGGACCUCAAACUGCGUUAUAUGAGUACCCGCAUCAUGGGCCCUGCUCAUUACCGACCGCCAAACGCAGGCUAUGUGCAAAUGAGAGGCACCUUAACAGAUAGCGGGCCUGGAGUGCUCAACCGCGGUGUCGGAGCUCCCGAUCAAUCGUCCAGUGAUAUAUAUGACGAACUUGAUAGAGCCUUGGAAUUUGUGCAGGGUAUGUGUGAGCGAGCUGCUCAUCAGUUCCUGCGCGAUGGUGAUUGUUCGGAAGAGAUUGAAAAGAUGAAAAGGCGGUUGAAUAAUGCUCAUGAGACAGCCGCCAAAGAGGUUGAGCGGCUCGGGAAAGAGAAUCCGGACAGUCUCAAACAGAGCGUGUCACAAAACCCCCGUAGCUACCGUCCUUCGACCAUGCGUCGGGGCCAUGGUGCGUCCAUUCCUCCUAAGAAGAUAGUGAAGGUGGACGUUGACGACGAAGGUAUUGAAGAUAUGUGACGAAUCCUGUAUGGCGACUCAGUAUCGGUUGAUCGGCAGGAUUGAGUCUUUCACCUGCUACAUACUCAUGAGUCUCAGUAUAUUUUUGGCAGAAACAAUACUGCUUACUGAACCACAUCAUUGUUCAUAGCUCCUUGGAUUCGAGCAUGGCGCCGGAGUUGGUGUUUCCCAUAUUACAGUCGGGCAUAUACAGCAUAUA
Truncatella angustata is the source of this 1727-nucleotide messenger RNA. RefSeq lists its product as uncharacterized. The transcript has a single exon. Bases 323 to 1528 code for a protein of 401 amino acids. NCBI's taxonomy places the organism in Eukaryota, Fungi, Ascomycota, Sordariomycetes, Amphisphaeriales, Sporocadaceae. The record is from RefSeq and is a predicted model, not a curated record.